UAUAAAGUUACUAUUAACAAUGCCGUCGUCUAUAGUAUAAAGUUAUUAUGAACGGUUGCUGUAAACUAUCGAUUGUGCUGCCUAAGUAAAUCAUGAAAACGAUAUUAAUUACACUAGCAUUAGUUGGUCUUGGUCGAUCAUCCAAAACAGACGAUAGAGACAAAAGGGCCACAUUUCCUUUGACAUCCAGUCCAAGUUUUGAAAAUUUCGAAUCACUGAAGAUUCCUAAUAGAGCACCCCAACUUUACAGCUUGGAAGUAGACUCCUUCUUACCGAUUCCAAAAGGAGACCUUCUAGCAGCCAAUAAAGCCAGCAUAGCCCCCGUUUUGUCCAAUUCAAUCGAAAAACCUGUACAAGAACCGCAAGAACCAAUUCCUCAACAGCCAGCAGGAACUGCAAUAAUACCAUUGUUACCACCACCAGCAAUACCAGUAAAUGCUGCUGCUGCAAAUGUACCAGCUAAUAACGGGGCGGUAUUUUUGGGCUCAGGUGCAUUGGGUGUUAUAAAUCUAGGAAAUGGUGCGUUUGCAUUGGGUUCCGGUGGCAUAGGCUACUCCAACAUGCGUCAGCAGCCACGACCAAAUGGCAUGUCACCUUUGUACCCACCCUUACCAGCUUCACCAAAUUUGGUACCCGCAGCUACCCCAAGCCAGCCAGGUGCGCCUCCACCAGCUAACCUAGCUGGUCAAGUACCACAGAUCAACUAUCAGUUCCAACAACAACCUGUUUUUAAUACAAAUUUAAUACCAAAAGGACAAUUAGAUCGUAACGGGUAUGAACCACUGGAUCCCAGAAACGCAGGUUUUGGAUCCCCAAGUCGCAGGAUUAGGCCGCUGAAGACCAGAAUGAGUUAUGCUACUCCUACAGUUCCUCAAGUCCAGGUAGAGGCAGUACAUCCUAGUCAGUUACCCCAAUCUGGGUUCGGCGACCCUAUACCCAGGCUACCUCCUCAAGCCAUUACCUACUACUAAAUGUCUAGAGCGAAAAUGUAGUUAAGAAAAUCAAAUAAGUUUUUUAAAGUUAAAAAACUUCGAGUAGAUAUGCUUGAAAUUAAUUUUCAAGCAUUCUACUGUUAAGAAAGUAUUAUAUUAAUGAUUGAAUUCUCAAAAGGCCAGAGAUUUUAAAAUACAAGUUGUUCUUUAAUUUAAACAAUACGAUUUCGUGUGCUUAUAUUAAUAAUUAUUGUUGAUAAAGACAUAUCGAAAGUCAGCGAAAAAAAGGUUGUUUCGAUAGACGAUAAUCAAAAAAUUAAGUAUAACAUUUUUUUAUAUGAUAUUACAUUUGAAUUAAAAUAACAUACAAACACU
Sitophilus oryzae (rice weevil) is the source of this 1307-nucleotide messenger RNA. Its product is annotated as proline-rich protein 36-like. The transcript has 6 exons. The record is from RefSeq and is a predicted model, not a curated record. The coding region runs from base 93 to 971 and encodes 292 amino acids. NCBI's taxonomy places the organism in Eukaryota, Metazoa, Arthropoda, Insecta, Coleoptera, Curculionidae.